AUGAACCCAGAACGGCCUCCAGGACUAGAAAAAGAACAAUUCGAAAGUUUAUCGGCUGACACGAGCGAAAGCCUAUACAAAAUGAUAUGUGUGAGUAGCCGUCGAAAACCAGUGCGGCUGAUCUCUGCUCAACUAUCGGCGGCGCAACCUAAAGCUCGAACCGGAUCAUCACCAGUCACCACAAAGGCUGUUGUACACCGAGCCAUCCUUGCCCCACGCAGCCGCAAUGACGUCGCGAUGUUGAAACAACAGGGUCACAUAGAACCGGUCAAUGCUCGCGCUAUUCACAAGUCAUCAGAAGGCGUGCAACGACGCCGCCACGGGCGGGCGUGGGGC
Molecule: messenger RNA, 336 nt
Organism: Iphiclides podalirius (scarce swallowtail)
Lineage: Eukaryota; Metazoa; Arthropoda; Insecta; Lepidoptera; Papilionidae
Source: the annotation of a GenBank genome assembly